AUGCUGCGACUAACAAAGUCACCUGUCCACUUAUGUGAGACGAACGAGUCUACCGACCGAAAUAAUGAAGAACUCAAGCAAGAGGCAAGAUCAUGGGUCGAUGGUGUUGCCCAAUCGACGCAUCUAUGUCUGCGAAACGAGACGUCAUUCCUAAGACAUAAUUUCUCGUUCGCUGCUCACGUAGAGUUCUUCUUGACUGGAGAGGCAUUAUUUGAAGAGGAUGAAUACAUGCCUGUAGGUCGGUCGGAGACCACUGCAUCAGAAAGGGCCCACCGAGAAGAGUUCCUGACUAGUAGGAAACAAUUAGGGAUUGAUGAGCUGUGUGAGUUUGUGAACAUGCUAAACCGAAUUUCGGGCGGUGGAACGCCCCACAAAGAGCAGCUUAGAAUGUUAGAUUUUGAGUGGAGUUCUGGAAUGUUUCUCCUUUGGGCACGUUUUGUGCGAUCGAUAGCUUCGGAGGUGGCGGCACUCGCCGUACAUCCCGUCCCAAGGCGGAUGUACCUUUUCACGAAUUGCCCGAGAAAGGAAAUGGUGAGGAACCGGUCAAGCCAACAAGAUAACUUGGACGAUUAUUGGCCUGGUAGUGCCUUCCGCGCCGUUGUGGGCCUGCGGGAGAUUGGCUGGAAGUCAUUUCCAUUUGUUAGCGUCCCCGCCAGUAUGACCACCUCAUGA
Molecule: messenger RNA, 672 nt
Organism: Aspergillus niger
Lineage: Eukaryota; Fungi; Ascomycota; Eurotiomycetes; Eurotiales; Aspergillaceae
Exons: 4
Coding region: 1-672 (223 amino acids)
Source: RefSeq, a predicted model, not a curated record